Messenger RNA from Lutzomyia longipalpis, 2731 nucleotides. RefSeq names its product septin-2 (gene Septin4). Bases 1085 to 2212 code for a protein of 375 amino acids. Gene Ontology annotation, molecular function: molecular adaptor activity; GTPase activity; GTP binding. The record is from RefSeq and is a predicted model, not a curated record. Gene Ontology annotation, cellular component: synaptic vesicle; cell division site; septin complex. Gene Ontology annotation, biological process: cytoskeleton-dependent cytokinesis; regulation of exocytosis. The transcript is spliced from 4 exons. Lineage: Eukaryota; Metazoa; Arthropoda; Insecta; Diptera; Psychodidae.
UAAAAAGGGGGAUCUGCUUCUGCGGUAGCUGCAUGCAAGAAAGUGUCGGAAGUCGAUCACACUGGGUGAGAUGGGUGAGAUGUGCUUGGAUGCCAGCUGUUUCAUUAAUAGACACCCCUCCUAUGGUUUUUUUUGGCUGCUGCAGCAUCAUUUGGAUGUGUUGUGUGGAAUAUAUGGUUGUGCAGUAAAUAAAGCCCACGGAGACACUUGGCGCGCGAUGUUAGGAGGAUGAGUAAAUACUCUUAAUUGUGUGACUAUGAUUUUUCUCAGUUCUCUACUAUGCUUCUCUCUCCACGGUGCCAUCGUGUGUGCCUUUAGGAGCUAUCACCACCGCGCGCAUAUUGUUAUUAGAUUGGAAGGUAUAAACUUAAAUGUAUUCCACUCUCGAAAUCAGUUGGUGUCUCUUUUUUCACGCGAUCGCACUGUGUUUGCGCGCUCUCACCGCGCUAUCAGUCUACGAGGAAAGAAAAAUAAAAAAUAAAAGAGAAGAUUUUCUGCUGGAGACUGUGUGUGCUAUCUGUGCCACAUUGUGAUGCAUUGCACUUUUCUGUGUCAAAUGAAUUGAGUCCAGAAAGUUUUUCUUUCCCUCACAAUUCCAAUUAUAUUUAGCGUGAAAAUCAUUGGGUUUGUGUCUUCACCACUUUGAUUCACUAAAUCCUGGGAUUGAAAAAAUUUCCCGGAACCGGCAAUGGGCUGAAGGAGUGAGUGGGACAAACAGCAGCAGGAACAUUCAACCCCUCGUGCUGAGAAUUCAUAACACACACGAAAAAUCGAUUUACAAAUUCCCAACGCAUGCGUCCCUUUGCGAGGGUUCCUGAACAUAGGCCAGAGAGUAUUCAUAUUGUUUUGUUGAAGGGCUCGUUUCCACUCCUUGUUUUUGCAAAAGAAAAAAGGCUCAAAAAUUAACUCAAAACAGCUUGUACGGCAAAUUCAAAUCCACCCACAUUUGACGAGUGAACCCAUCAAUUUGGCUAGCCCACAGUGGAUGGGGAGCAUUUGAGAAAAAAAUGCGAGUGAAUUGUUCAGAGUGAAUUGAUGCCAAUUAAGUGUUAAGGUUUUGGAGGAGUGUGAAGAGAAAAAAAAAAUGGCUGGCAUCAAGAGCUACAGCAUGGAUCGCGAGAGGGACUACAUUGGCUUCGCCACACUCCCCGAGCAGGUGCACCGAAAAUCCGUGAAGCGGGGCUUUGAGUUCACCCUGAUGGUCAUGGGGGAGUCCGGCCUGGGCAAGUCCACCCUCAUCAAUAGCCUCUUCCUCGGGGAUCUCUACAAGAAUCGCAUCAUCCCGAAUGUUGAGGAACGCAUCGAGAAGACAACGCGUAUUGAGAAGAAGACAAUGGACAUUGAGGAGAAGGGUGUCCGCUUGAGACUCACAGUGGUGGACACCCCGGGAUUUGGGGAUGCUGUCAAUUGCGACGACAGCUGGCGCGUGUGCUCGGCAUACAUUGAAGAGCAAUUUCGGCAGUACUUUACAGAUGAGAGUGGCCUCAAUCGGCGCAACAUCCAAGACAAUCGUGUCCAUUGCUGCCUCUAUUUCAUCCCACCUUAUGGGCACAGCUUGAGACAGAUGGAUUUGGAGAUGCUGCGUCGUCUUCACCGGAAAGUCAAUAUUGUCUUGGUGAUUGGGAAAGCCGACACGCUCACGCAGGUGGAAGUGAAGAAACUCAAAGAGCGCAUCCUCGCAGAUCUCGAGGAGAAUAACUUGCAGCUCUACCAAUUUCCCGAUUGCGAUUCCGACGAGGACGAGGAGUUUAAGCAGCAGGACAGAGAGCUAAAGGCAUGCCUCCCCUUUGCCGUGGUGGGCAGCAAUACAAUCCUCGAGGUGGCCGGCAGGAAGAUUCGUGGCCGACAGUACCCAUGGGGUGUGGUCGAUGUGGAGAAUCCACUCCACAGUGACUUUAUUAAGCUCAGGACUAUGCUCAUUUCAACGCACAUGCAAGACCUCAAGGACACCACGCAGGAUGUUCACUACGAAAACUUCAGGGCCCAGUGCAUCUCGCAGAUUUCCCAGCAUGCCCUUCGUGAGCGUGGGAAGUUGAAGAGGGACUCCGUGGCAUCUGCCAAUGAAGCCAGCAUCACAGAAACUGAUCGACUUCUCCUGCAGAAGGAUGAAGAAAUUCGUCGAAUGCAGGACAUGCUAACACAGAUGCAGGAGAAGCUGAAGGCGACCAAUUUGGCUGAGCUAAAGAAAAACGAAAGUGUGAUUGAUGUGUAAAAAAAAGGAAGCACACAAGCAUCACAUCCCAAAAAAAUCACCAAAAUCCUCUUAUUUAAUCCUCCUCCUCCUUCUUAGAACAAAGACUCACACACUAUUUAUCGCGCAAAUUAGUGGUAAAAUAAAAUACAUAAAAGAAGAAUCUUCAGGAGGUAGCGCAUCACAUUAAACACAUUUAAAAAAUGUACUUCAAACGCAGAAAUUUUAGCCCAUUAUUCGUCAUUCUACCAAAUAUUAGACCGAAAAACAACAAUUUUUCUACACAAAUUUACCAUUUUUAGUGUGAUUUAAGAUAAAAUUUUGUGUUUAACAUUUUUAUUUAACCCAAAGGAUGCAUUUUACCUCUUUUAUCUUUUUUCUUUGGAUCAAAAGCAAUUAAACCAGCGAAAGCACAUAAUUUAUCUUUUUUUUUAAAGAGAGUUUACAAGAAUGACUUGUAGUGAUUGUUAAAGUUAGAACAAUUUUGAUUUUAUUAAGAUAUUUUAGAGAGAAUAAUAUAAAUAAACGGUCGAAAAAUAA